Molecule: messenger RNA, 621 nt
Organism: Perca flavescens (yellow perch)
Lineage: Eukaryota; Metazoa; Chordata; Actinopteri; Perciformes; Percidae
Product: WD repeat-containing protein 88-like
Exons: 5
Coding region: 12-452 (146 amino acids)
Molecular function (GO): protein binding
Source: RefSeq, a predicted model, not a curated record
CACACCCUGUAAUGGCGUCUCAGCUCUGUUCAACAAUGUCAAAAUCUACUUUCAUUUUCACUUUCCUCUCACCAGCCAGCCUGCUGGUGUCUGGCUCCUAUGACAGGACUGUUGCACUCUGGGAUAUGUCGUCCCUCUGCCAGACUCUCAUCCUGAGGGGCCACAGUGAUUGGGUGACAGAUGUGUCAAUCAGUGCUGACAGGAAGUUGGUGGUCUCUGCCUCCAAGGACAGGACGGUGAGGUUAUGGAACAUGGAGAACAUGGAGGAAAUCCCACAAGUCCUGGAGAAGAGGAGGACACAAGGAACAGGAAUCCACAUCCUCAAGUGUGAGGAGUGUAGAAAGACCUUCCCAGUGUCCAGGCUGCAGACCUCCGAGCUGCUGACUCGCUGCGUCUUCUGUCGACUCAAAUCGCCCUCCAGGUACCGACCGCAGCCGCCGCCGCUCAUGUGACUUCCUGUCCAGGAGGUCAGAGGUCAGCCACACAACAGCAGCAGCCGGUAGGAACCGGAGACAGUUUACAACCCAGCCUCACCUUCAGAGUACCUUACUGUCUCUGUGUUUCCACAUUGUACAGAUGUGACAAUUUUUCCAAGUUUUUUUUUUCCCUUUUCCCGAUGUU